Molecule: messenger RNA, 2897 nt
Organism: Canariomyces notabilis
Lineage: Eukaryota; Fungi; Ascomycota; Sordariomycetes; Sordariales; Chaetomiaceae
Exons: 2
Coding region: 470-2626 (718 amino acids)
Biological process (GO): protein phosphorylation
Molecular function (GO): ATP binding; protein kinase activity
Source: RefSeq, a predicted model, not a curated record
GGCUGGAGUUCGUAUGCCAAUUUCCCUCUACACUGCAGGGCACGCGACAUGGAACCUCAGAAGCCUACCUUACCUACAUUAAUAAUUAGGCUCCUAGGCAGCCCACCAACCAGAAGGUCGCUCUUAACGCUCUGUGUGCAUUUGUGUGCGCCUGAGGUUUGAGGCAGAUCGCGAGGCAGAUUGGACGGUCCAAUAGCAAACCGGACUGAAGCUUUGGACUGCACUAACGAACGAAGCAGGUACAGCCAGUGCUGCGUUGUUGACGGCUGCAUGUAUGCAGCCCAUAGCAAUGCUUCGUCUUUCACCAUGAACUGCCUUGUUGAAGCAGAACAGCUCACAAAACAAGUUGGAGCGCUCGCCUUUCUCCCCGGAUCGUCUCACAAGAAGUCAAGCACAAUUCAACAAAGAGUUCAAUCUUCUCUCUUUUAUCGUUGGCAUUGUGUGCAGGCUCUUGAAGCUGAUAACUUCGAUGGAGACGGUCGGAGUUGCCUUGGGCGCCGUGCCCCUUGUAAUCGAGCUCUUUAAGCAAGUCAUCAACGCCUACCACCUCUUUCUUGAGGGCAACAAUCUUGAAAAAUCGACGACCCAUUUCGCUAUGAAGUUGGCCAUUGAGAAGCAUCGUUUGCUCCGCUGGGGUGAGAGCUUAGGCCUUUGCAACCCGGACUCGAUAAGCGCCAAGUUUGGCAGUGGCACGAGUAUUUUCAAGGACGAACAGCUGGUCAAAGUCAUCGAGCAAACUCUCCAUUGCAUUCACGACAUCUUCUGCGACGUGGGCCCUCUUACAAAAAAGUAUGGGGUCGAUGUCGUGUCCAGUGAAUCUGGCGAAUCGAGCAAUCCGCAGAAUUGUGAGGAACCAGCACCGAGCCAACCGACUAAAUUGUUGCGGUCAAGGAAGAGGAAGAGUACCUCACAAGCUGCUAUAAAUGGGAAGCGGCCGAGGCUCAGCCUAAGCAGAUUUCAGUGGGCCAUAAGGGACAAGGACGCCUUCGAGAAGCUCCUCUUGGAUCUCAAGUACUACAACGAUAGUUUACACGCUCUUCAUCCGCCCGAAAUUGCGAUCACUCUGUCGCGAGAUACCCUAGGAUCACUGAUCCAAACGGCGAGUCCCGAAAUGCUGGAAAACUUUGGACGCCUCAAUUCAGCUGAAGUUUCCUGUCUACCGUACAAGCCAAGGGAGGCGGCGAUUUUCCAGAGUCUCCCGCAAACAGCCUCUAUUGCUCUGGCGAUUCACAAGAAACCGAGCAGCGACUCCUGCUUCCCGAAGGCCUGUGAUCAACACGCCAACGGCAUAAUCCCUUGGAGACAGCUUCAUCCUUUGGGGGAACUCUUCGGAGAAUGCCGUCGCGCCCUGUGGCAGGACCCCUCAGGUCGAGACUCUCAAGUGACCCUGGUGUUCCUUGAGUCUGUAUUAAAGGGUCCCGAAGCUUGCACUUACGAUUUCAGAAAAUCAGAGCUAUAUCAGCAAAAGCUCAUGCAACUGAGACAACUUGCAUCAUUGCUUGCCCAAACCGGAAAUCCCGAGCUUUUCAGAGUCAUGCGGUGCCGCGGGAUAACAACAGGCCCGGACCGUCUCGACAUCGUCUAUGAGCUGCCUCCCGGGGCUUCAGCAUCCGGAAGAUGUCUGAGUCUCGCGAAUAUACUACAGGAGCCAAAUGUUGAAAUAAAAUUCAAGUGGAAUCCUCGCCCCAGCCGGCUGACACUUGCUCGGGAGCUCUGCUCGGGCAUCUUCCACUUCCAUUCCUGUUCCUGGAGGCAUAAGGACAUAUCGUCUGAAAAUAUCAUCUUCUUUGAGUCCAUUACGGGUUACAUCGAUAUACACCGGCCAUAUCUCAAGGGAUUCAAGAAAGCGCAAAUAAUAGACGAGACUACGCAUCAUGGUAGAAUCCGUGUGCCGAUACGCCAACACCCUUACUACUUGUUUCGGAAGGCGCUUUCGGAGGCAGGGCUUCUGCCCCAGAUAAACAAUUAUUUUCGGUUUCGGCACGAGUAUUACUCGCUGGGCUUGGUUCUUUUGGAACUCGGCCUUUGGGAAACUCUCGGGGCUAUUUGGAAUCCAGCAAAGGCGGCAAAUCAUGUGCGCCAAGUAGUAGAUUACUGCGACAACGAAUCCAUGGAAGCAUGGAAGAUAGUCUCUGCAAUAAUUUCGAGGACAGACGAACGGGGCUUGGAAUGUGAGCAGACAAACCGGCAGCCGGAUGUUUACGAUGGUCUCCCAAGUGCCAUCAAGCAAUGCUUUGACCACUUCAAAUCCGCCAUUGAGCAGGAGCAAGUGGUUGAGCCACUGCGGGAGACCAGUCUAGCGAACGACCGAAAAAAGUGCGAAAAGGUGCUUAACCUAUGGUUGUCCUGUUACGAGGAGAGGAGUGCCUACAUCCACAACACAGCCAUCCAGCAAGCAGAAGAAUUCUUGGAGGCGACCAUGGGACGGAGGUACCAACAGCUUGUCCUGAGAUGUCUGAGGUCGGAAUUCGAACUUCCAUUGUCGGCAGCGGAGGAUCAGUGGGUCAGGCAUUUCAACUGGAUGGUGGUUAGGGAGCUGGAAGCAUGCUGCUUGGAGGAGACGAAGAAAUUGGACCUUGCGCCGCAGUCACAAGACUCUUUGCAUCUAGAAGGGACACGGUCGUAGUAUCUGACCAGCUGGAGCUGGCCAGGAUGAACAAUCGGGUUUCUUGUCUUUAGCAAUUCUGUACCCAGCCAGUGCUUCAUCAAACCAAGAGACCGCACGGUACGUUACGAGUCUUAAGUUUUCGGGGGUUAACCCAGGUUCCGCCAAGCUUGUCAGGUUUCACGGGACUUGUCCUCACUUACACGAGGACCGAGGAUAUAUCUAUCUACGAGUUGUAUUCCAGAGCCACUACCUUGCUAAGUCUGUAGUUUACAAUCCAUUAUUUUCCACG